Messenger RNA from Penicillium waksmanii, 477 nucleotides. Its product is annotated as Rieske (2Fe-2S) protein. The record is from RefSeq and is a predicted model, not a curated record. NCBI's taxonomy places the organism in Eukaryota, Fungi, Ascomycota, Eurotiomycetes, Eurotiales, Aspergillaceae. Gene Ontology annotation, molecular function: 2 iron, 2 sulfur cluster binding. The transcript is spliced from 2 exons. Bases 1 to 477 code for a protein of 158 amino acids.
AUGUUCAAUCCUUUUAGAAGGCAGGUUGGAGCAGUCUGGCAGCGGAUAGGCCUCAGGUCCGAACUUCCAGACCUCGGGGACGACGAGAACUACAGGAUUGCGCCUCGAUGCAAAGCCUUUAAUGUCCCCAAGGAGGGUGGGCCCGCGGAACAAGUUGAAGAUAUUGACAUGCCCGGGGAUAUGAAGGAUCAAGUUCUUGUUUUUAAAUAUAAAGGCAAGGUCCACGCCGUUGACCAUCAAUGCCCUCACUCGUCAUUCCCCCUCUCCCAGGGCAAUCUUUUCGAUAUUGAAGAUUUUGGGAUCGCUUUGUCUACCGGUAUCAUGUGUCCUAAGCAUGACUGGUCUUUCGAUAUCAUCACAGGCAAGGCUGAUCGAGGCAGCUACAAGCUGAAGGUGUGGGAGGUCCAGCUGCGAGAUGUCGCGAACGUCGAAGACGACAAAGAAGUUUGGGUCCGUCGGAAGCAGAGAAUUGGUUAA